This is a messenger RNA of Mercenaria mercenaria, 3265 nucleotides long. RefSeq names its product solute carrier family 23 member 1-like. The coding region runs from base 118 to 2061 and encodes 647 amino acids. Gene Ontology annotation, molecular function: transmembrane transporter activity. Gene Ontology annotation, biological process: transmembrane transport. The transcript has 14 exons. Gene Ontology annotation, cellular component: membrane. NCBI's taxonomy places the organism in Eukaryota, Metazoa, Mollusca, Bivalvia, Venerida, Veneridae. The record is from RefSeq and is a predicted model, not a curated record.
AAAAUUGCAUGUUCCUUUCAAGACCGUAUUCAAAACAUCCUAUACGUUUGAUUGUGUGACAAGGGAUGAAUGAGUGAAUUUAGAUCGUUUUUUACCAUUUAAUUGAAAGGCUUAAACAUGGACUCUGCGAUAUCAAAGGACAAUUUGAAUGGAAAUGGCCACACGAACGUCGCAUUUGAGACUGCCGGUGUAGUGGACCUGCACAGCACACAUGAAGGCGGAAAAGGCGUAAAUAUGUACCUGUCGGACGUCGUGUUUGAUGGAAGGCCAAGCGGAGACAAAGUAGAUGAUGGAAUUACCACAGAGGGCAAGGGAGAAGAUGUAAUGAUCUACAAUGUAUCCGAAUCGCCUCCUAUAUACCUCACCGUAUUCUUUGGUCUGCAGCAAGCUCUCCUGUCCCUGUCCGGAAACCUAUCGGUGUCAUUGCUGGUUGCAGAAACAGUUUGCGCUGAAAAUGACGAAGAAUUCAAAGCCAAAUUGCUCGGGACUACUUUAUUUGUUAGCGGUAUUACUACACUGUUGAUGACGUUUGUGGGAAUGAGGCUUCCGCUCUUUCAGGGUGCAGCCCCGGAUUAUGUCAUACCACUACUUGCCAUGGCGGCCAUUAAUAAAGAAAGAUGUGAACUGGACCCUGCUGAAAUUGCACUAGCAAGGAAUGAAUCUCUUCUUCAAAACACAACUCUGAAUCUGAUAGCUCUAAACAGACCAACCGUGUUACAUAAUACUCAGCUGCUUCAAGGGAGUCUCAUAUUAGCGGGAGGUAUCCACUGUCUAAUUGGGGUGACAGGUUUGGUUGGCUUUCUAUUGAAGUUCGUUGGCCCUGUCACCAUCGUUCCCGCUAUUUUUCUGAUUGGAAUCUACCUCAUGAAAGCAACGGCAAAGUUUGCGAAGGCCCAUUGGGGAAUCUCCUUCAUGACCUGCGCUAUAUCACUGAUUCUAGCUUUGUAUAUGUCGAAGAUCAAACUACCCGUGCCAGUAUGGACAAGGAAGAGGAAAUGUCACAUGACACGUUACCCGUACCAUCAAGUGUUUGCAAUUCUAAUAGCAAUACUGAUAGGCUGGGCAGUGUGUGGUAUUAUGACAGCGACGGAUGUGAUUCCGAACAAUAAAAAUGAUACAAGAUUCUACACGCGUACCGACGCACGUAGUUAUAUAAUUGAAACUUCAAGUUGGUUCUACUUUCCUUAUCCAGGUCAAUUCGGUCCAAUAGACUUCAGCGUUAGUGUCUUCAUAGGCUUCAUGAUAGCGACCUUCACCUCUAUCCUCGAUUCCAUUGGAGAUUACUACGCAUGCGCAGCGAUGUGUCGAACACCGCCCCCGCCAGCACAUGCAGUAAACAGAGGUAUAGCCCUUGAGGGCUUCUGUAGUACACUGGCUGGGCUACUAGGGUGUGGUCAUGCUACCACUACAUACGGCGGAAAUAUUGGAGCAAUAGGUGUGACAAGAGUGUCCAGCAGAAGUGUGUUCUUUGUAUGCGGUGUUAUAUAUAUUAUUUUUGGAAUCAUUGGAAAAUUUUCCGCCGUCUUUAUCUGUAUUCCUUACCCAGUUCUAGGUGGUGCCCUUAUUACAAUGUACGGCAUGUUUACUGGUGUCGUCCUGUCCAACCUGCAUGCAGUCGACCUGAGUUCGAGCCGCAACUUAGCCAUCAUCGGCACAUCAAUCUUUACAGGUCUUAUGGUUCCCUACUGGAUUGAACAGUACCCUGAUGAACUAGCUACAGGCAGCGACAGCGCUGAUGAAAUACUGAAAAUCUUACUGGGAAAUCCAAAUAUGUUUGGCGGAGUUCUUGCGUGUAUCCUGGACAACACAGUUCCGGGUACGAUUAAAGAACGGGGUAUUGCAACUUGGCAGAACGUGGAAGACCCUAACUCUAAACAGAAAGUAUAUGUAGAGGGAUACGACAUUUAUAAUCCUUGGUUACCAAAGAAAAUAAGAGAUUCGAGAUUUAUUAAGUAUAUACCAUUUCUACCAAAUCCUGGAGAAGGCAAACUUCCUCACACACUCACAGAUGAAAUCUUCAAAGAAAAUUCAGAGUCAUAUUCAAGUUCAACACGUAUGUAGCUGGGGAAACGGCGACGAUGCUUCGAAUGAUAUCUUCAUAAAAGACCCAUUGACAGCACAUAAUAUGGUCCGGGGGUCAGAGUGCACUAUUUCCAGAAAUACAGAAAACAUUUGCAUUCAAAACGCAUCUACGCUGCACAUGGCAUAGAUCUUAUGCAGUUGUUUAAGCGGGAUUGUAACGCUUUUUAAAAUUUGAUUCGCUAAAAGAAGAUAUAGGUCAUUAAAGAGAACAAAAUGUCUGUAACCAUCAGCACGUUCUUUACUAAGGCUUUCAGCUAAGGGUAACCCCCUAUACCCAAACGUUUUGAUGCUUUUUGUACAGAACUUCCUGUUUGGGGUAAAACCAUGCCACUGAAUUUUAACAUAAGUCACGGCAUCAUCAUCAGCAUCAUCAUCAUCAUCAUCAUCAUCAUCAGUAUCCUGAGAGGCAGACGUAUAAUCAUUACUGUUUUGACUACAACCAUUCUUUAUUCACUGAUUAUGGAUUUUGACACUGCAACAGGUAGCUUGGUCCCUGUUGGUAAAUAUACGUUUAUAGGACAAACUAUUUAACUAUUUCCUUUGUUUUCGACAAGUUUCAUCAUGGAUGUGUUCAAGGUAGGGUUGGAUUCAAACCUUUGACCCUCCGAUGGCAAAUUCGAUGCCCUAACCAAACCGCAUUUAACCUUGGGAAAACAUGACUCUGCAGGAAUUACCCCUUGUUGUAAGCCUUCAUCAAAAAAUAUGUUAAAUUCCAUUUAUUGAAAUAUCUGUUUGCGGUCAUAAACUCUUAGCUCAGUUUUGUAUUAUCCUUUUAUAGAUUUAAAAGGCCUUUCCAAAAUGUAUACGUUUAUAUUUCUAUAUAGUGAAUAUGUUUUUUAAACAUUUUAGAGAUUUACAAUUACAUAGAUGUUAUACACCAGCUGAAAGCAACCUGCAAUUUUAAGUUACUGUAUCCAAUACUGUUAUGCGUUUUUAUUAUAUUGUAUACAAGUGUUUCUCGCACAAGUCUUUACCAUCAAAUAAAAUGGUCGGAAACCAUUCCAAAAGUACAUUUGAAUGUCUUUAUAUCUUAUUCUAUAUUGAUAAAUUGCAUUCUAUAGAUUUAUCCCACAUUUGCUCAAUGUUUCAAAAUCUAUGUUGUAAAAUACUUUCAGAUGCGUUUAAAGUAAGUAAAAUAAAUAUAUGAGCCGCGCCAUGAGAAAACCAACAUUGUGGCUUUGCG